AUGUCCCGUACUACGCAGCGGGCUAGCACAUCGGAAGCUAUGGGUGCACCGCUUGAGCUCCCUCCCUACGAACCCCAAAUAGCGCCGCUUACAGCCAACGCAAAGCGCAAGGUCGACACAGUGAUUAAAUCCUUUCAUACGCGCCAUUUGAAGAUCCACUUAAGUCAUGCUACGGGAGCGCUAUCAGACUCCGUUGGGGACACCAAUGACAGGCUCACAGAGGCCAAGGGUCGCCUGGAGAAAUUGAAGCGGCGGAGGAGGGAGAGAGAGGAAAGGCGCCAAAGGGAGGCGGGGGAGGAAAAAGAUAACGAACCUGGUGACAGAAAUGACAGCAGUGCUGAGCGUCAACGGGAAGCAGAAAAUUUUGCGCAGAGAGAGGAAAAACUGGCACAGUUUGAGCUGCUGGUUAAGAAUACCACAGAGAGAUUGGAAGGGAGCAUGCGGAGCCUUAUUGACACGGAGGUACAAGCGGAUAAAAUGCUUGACCUUCUUUCGACCAUAGUGGCACAAAAUUCUGAGGAAGGACCGACAAAACCUCAUCCUAGAGCUCGACGGGCAAGACGCUACCGAGACGAAGAAGACAGUGAUGCGGAUGAUGAUGAGCAGGGCGAAGAAGCCGAACCACCUGUUGAAGUAGAGGUUAUACCGGCAUCUCGCACGAUUGCGGAUGGACUAGCCGAGAAGAAAAGGGAAUGGGAAUCACUCUCCCUCGCACAAAGGCAAUUCUAUCGUGUUCUUCACGAGUCAAAGUACUCUGCGAUGGAUGUUCCCCCAUUGCCUCAUCCAUCUACCUGGUUUAAAUCUUUGGAUGCGUCACGAGAAUCUAACAGUCAAAAUAAAAGGCGCAAGAAGAAGCGAUCCCAACUUGCUCAAACUGAAGAGGGUGCGAUGGACGAGGGUGGUGUCGAUGAUGAGGGCCUGCAGCCUUCAUCUUCGGGUGAUGAAAACAAUAACGAGAGUGAAGAAGAUGACGAUAACGAACAUGAUGAAGAUGACGAAGAAGAUGGAGAAGAUGGAGAAGGGGGAGAGGAAGAAGAACCCACCCGAGAGGACAUGCAGGAUGCUUCUUCAGAUGAUGAAGUUAUGAUCAAUUCUGAGAAGUUCUCAAUAACUUGUCCACUUACUCUACAACCUUUCAAUGAGCCGGUUAGCAGCACUAAAUGCCCGCACAGCUUCGAACGAUCUGCUAUCGAGAGCAUGUUAAACCGAAGUCGUCAGAACACCUUUGUUCCCUUACCCAAUGACAGUUCUCGUGGGCGAAAUAUACGAUGCGUCAAGUGUCCUGUCUGCAAUGUUUUGAUUACAAUGCAUGAUCUAAAGAGGGAUCCUGUAUUGAUAAGACGGGUGAAGAAGGCCAUACGCAUGGCUGCAGCGGAAGCGGAAGAAAACAACGAUGAAGAUGGUGGUGAAGGCGAGGAUCUUGAAAUGGAUGAAGACGACAGUGUCUUGAUGAGGAGGAGCAAAGCAGCGAACGGGGGAAGACGGGUUGUUGUAAAGAGCGAGAGGACAAGAUCUCCAUCCCGUAUCCCCGAUACACAGAUGGAGUAG
Messenger RNA from Trichophyton verrucosum HKI 0517, 1548 nucleotides. Its product is annotated as chromosomal organization and DNA repair protein Mms21, putative. The record is from RefSeq and is a predicted model, not a curated record. NCBI's taxonomy places the organism in Eukaryota, Fungi, Ascomycota, Eurotiomycetes, Onygenales, Arthrodermataceae. Gene Ontology annotation, molecular function: SUMO ligase activity; zinc ion binding. The transcript is spliced from 2 exons. Gene Ontology annotation, biological process: protein sumoylation; double-strand break repair via homologous recombination. The coding region runs from base 1 to 1548 and encodes 515 amino acids. Gene Ontology annotation, cellular component: nucleus; Smc5-Smc6 complex.